GUCUGUUCGCGGUGGCUGCUCACGAAUUCGGCCAUUCCCUGGGAUUGGCGCACAGCUCGGUCCAAGGUGCUCUCAUGUAUCCCUGGUACCAAGGACUGAGCCCCAACUACGAGUUGCCGGAGGACGAUCGCCAUGGGAUUCAGCAGAUGUACGGAGCUCCUGAAGGCAAACUGUGGGGCAAUAUACCAGGUGGACCACUGCCACCAGAGCAACCACCACCGCCACCCCCUACAACUACAACGACGACGACAACGACAUAUAGGCCUUGGAGGACGAGACCCACCAGGCCCAAUCACUAUCCGGACGACGGCAGGCCUCGACAACCGGGUCGUUACCCACAGAAACCCGACUAUCGGCCGCACAAACCCCAUCGACAUCAUACGACAUGGUCGACGACGACGACGACAACGACAACGAUGAGGCCCACGCCAAGGUUUAGACAUCGAUGGACUCCACCACAGCGAGAAGACGUGCCCGACAAGUGCGACACAAGCUACGACGCCAUCAGCAUCAUCCGCAGAGAGGUUUUCGUCUUCAAAGGACGAUAUCUAUGGCGAAUAGGCGAUCACGGGAUCUAUGAAGGAUAUCCGGCGGAGAUCACGAGGUUAUUCAAUCUGCCAUCAGGAAUCGAUCAUGUGGACGCUGUGUAUGAGCGACCGGAUAAGAAAAUAGUCUUCUUCAUUGGUCGCGAGUACUACGUCUUCAAUGCCAACAAUCUGGAACCGGGUUAUCCAAAACCACUUACAUAUCUGGGGUUGCCAGCUUCCUUGGAGAAGAUUGACGGCGCCAUGGUGUGGGGCCAUAAUGGCAGGACCUACUUCUUCAGUGGCUCCAUGUAUUGGAGGUUCGACGAAUCUGUUAAUUAUGUGGAACUCGAUUAUCCCAGAGAUAUGAGCAUGUUCGCCGGCGUUGGCAAUGACAUCGAUGCCGUUUUUCAAUGGAAAAAUGGUAAGACAUACUUCUUCAAAGGCAAGGGUUUCUGGGAAUUUGACGAUCUCAGAAUGAGGGUUGCGCACGAAAAACAAAAAUUGUCGGCGCCGGUCUGGAUGGGUUGUUCGCCACCGGAAGUGGAGACUAACGACAUCGAGACUAACCUACCUAGGAAAUCGAGCAUUGUCUCGGCUUCCGCCACUGUCGCUACGGGAGAAAUCACAUCGAUAUUUGUCAUGAUCGUAGCGAGUUUCGUCAUGAGGAUAAUAUACGUGUAAAAAUAGAGAUUAUAUAACGUACAUGUCCCUUCCAACUGAUGAUAUGCAACGCAAAGCAUUUUGUACCUCAUAUAUGGGAAUUUCUCGUGCGAAAUACGAAUACCAGAAAGUCAACCGGAUUCUUAAAGCGUGGACGUCGACAGAUCGGCAAACACCGGAGAUGGAAGACCAACUGUUCGUAUAUAUCGGUUGGAGUUUCAAAGGAAUGCCUGCGGCACGGAUGGAUCACAGCUAUCGGAAUCGAUCUCGUCAUUGAGCCUUCCGAUGGAGAGAUCGCGAUAGCAGUACAAACGAAGUUCCAAGAAUGAUAUCGAACUAAGUCACGAAGCUACGUUUU
Messenger RNA from Acromyrmex echinatior (Panamanian leafcutter ant), 1545 nucleotides. RefSeq names its product Matrix metalloproteinase 2 (gene Mmp2). The record is from RefSeq and is a predicted model, not a curated record. Gene Ontology annotation, biological process: proteolysis; collagen catabolic process; extracellular matrix organization. Gene Ontology annotation, cellular component: extracellular matrix. Lineage: Eukaryota; Metazoa; Arthropoda; Insecta; Hymenoptera; Formicidae. Gene Ontology annotation, molecular function: zinc ion binding; metalloendopeptidase activity.